CAUCACUGAGCCCGCGGCCGCACCUGCAAUCUAUCGUAUUUUCGCCAGUGUUUGUCCCACUAUCGAUCCUCGACGACCCACUAAUAGCCGUAUACACGUUAGGGUGGUAUCUGUCUCCCUCCUGACCCAGCCUUCCGCCCGAAGAAAAACAUUAUAAGGAGAGAAAAAUCAUGAAAGAGAGUGAUGAUAAGGUGUGUUCUAGAGGGCUGGACGCGGAACCUCUCGUUAUGAAGCGGAGAGGGAGAGAGGCACACUCUGUCGUUUUUUGGAAGCAGUGGUUUUGUGAACGUUGCUACUGCCGUGCGAGCCCCUUUAACUUCGGCCUACUGUGAAGUACAAAAAUAACUAGAUUUUCUCUCCCCCUCCCUGCGACUGCCUCCCCGUCUCCACCAUCCCCUCCCUUCCCUCCCGUAUACCCUCCUCUUCCCUCCCUCCGUUCCACCCUGGCUGUCCCUGCCAAUCACACCCUGAAUAUACAUACAACAUACAGUCAUUACAAUUUGCUGACGUUUGCUGUGACUUGAUGAGGAAAUGAGUUUUUAGAUUGUUUUACGUUGCGUUCGUUGACAUCGAUUAUAUUUGGUCUUUCUCGUUUCUGUCUCGACAAUCGGGAUCAUUCAAAUCUUGCUCAUUAUCACAGCAAAUGAACUAAUUGUCUCUUGCUUUGCAGGACCAUGAGCAACAACUAACUCAGGCCCUCCUCACCCCCUCCCUUCCCCACCGCCCUUAUCUAUACCCCCUCUUCCACUCCUUUAACCUAACAGCUCUCAAGACUGACUUCUCUGCACUGCUGCCACAGAGGGGAGAAUAGCUUGCCCUUCACCCGCGCACAGGAUCCGGCCUGCCAUGCGGGUUGACCUGACCCGGGAAGUCAUGAACUGACCUGGAUUCACCUCACUUUCACCACAAGCCGCCUCAUUCCCAAAGCACCUCAGCCACAUCACUUCAUCCCAUUGCCAUCACCUCAGACAUCAUAGGAGUCGCUCCAACUAACAUUUUUUUUCCUUUCACACCAUAACCACCCGUAUGGAAAGGAGAGGGAGGCGAGUCAGGUCGGUGGCUCAACCACUUUCAGCGCUUCUGACCUUUUUUUUUACCCCCCCCUAAGCCUCAACUGACCUAAAAUGAACAAGAGAAGUGAACAGAUCACGUGAGAGCUGAACAAGUUAGACGUGACUUCCAAAAAAGAUGUUUUUCAAAGGAGUAAACAGAAGAACUUCCACUGUCCCUUUGAGAAGCUUCGCCCCUGGUCGUGCCAGGCGGUGGCAUGAGGAUAACGGUGCUUUGCCGUCGUCAGCAGUGCCUGAAGAAAUUGUCCCGACGGAGGUUACACGCGUUCUAUGUAGUCCGCUGCGAAGGGAUACAUGAGCAGAGGAAAACAGAGGAUACGUCUGGGCGAACCUUAGACGUGCCUCCGGAGCGAGCCGAGGAAAGGGAAAUGGGUCGCUGGCCCCGUCUGCAUGGCCUCCUCUUCAUGCCCACGUCUGCAUGGCCAUCCCUUCGUGGCCCCGUCUGCAUGACCUCCUCUUCAUGGCCUCGUCUGCAUGGCCAUCCCUUCGUGGCCCCGUCUGCAUGACCUCCUCUCCAUGGCCUCGUUUGCAUGGCCAUCCCUUCGUAGUCCCCCCUUCGUGGCCUCCCCUUCGUGGGCCCCGUCUGCAUGGCCUCCUUUUCAUGGCCUCGUCUGUAUGGCCGAGGAUGAGCGACGAGGCAGCACGAGGCAGAAAGGAGAAAAACAGAUGAACAGAAAAAAAAGAUAGCAAGAAAGAAAUACAGAAAAA
This is a messenger RNA of Penaeus monodon (black tiger shrimp), 1778 nucleotides long. RefSeq lists its product as uncharacterized. The record is from RefSeq and is a predicted model, not a curated record. NCBI's taxonomy places the organism in Eukaryota, Metazoa, Arthropoda, Malacostraca, Decapoda, Penaeidae. The coding region runs from base 1268 to 1576 and encodes 102 amino acids. The transcript has 2 exons.